Papaver somniferum (opium poppy) is the source of this 1467-nucleotide messenger RNA. RefSeq names its product protein ZINC INDUCED FACILITATOR-LIKE 1-like. Gene Ontology annotation, biological process: transmembrane transport. The transcript has 16 exons. The record is from RefSeq and is a predicted model, not a curated record. The coding region runs from base 1 to 1467 and encodes 488 amino acids. Gene Ontology annotation, molecular function: transmembrane transporter activity. Lineage: Eukaryota; Viridiplantae; Streptophyta; Magnoliopsida; Ranunculales; Papaveraceae.
AUGGAUACAAAUGGUGGUAAUCAAACAGUGUCUUAUAAUAAUAAGGUGUAUUAUGAGAAUUGUGAAGGUUGCAAGGUUGAUGCGCGUAAAGACAAACACAAAGGGGUACCAUUUAAAGAAUUGUUCUUUAUUUGGGUUGUUUGUCUAGCUUCUUCUCUACCUAUAUCAUGUCUCUUUCCGUUCUUAUACUUCAUGAUAAAGGAUUUCCAUGUCGCCAAAAAGGAAGAAGAUAUUGGAUUUUACGCAGGAUUUGUGGGGUCAGCGUAUAUGUUUGGAAGAGCUAUAACCUCAAUUUUAUGGGGAAUGAUAGCUGAUCGUUAUGGUCGAAAACCUGUUAUUAUCAUUGGCACUUUGGCAGUGGUAGUCAUGAAUGCUCUAUUUGGUCUCAGCACAAAAUUUUGGAUGGCAAUUUCUACGAGGUUUAUCCUAGGAUUGCUUUGUGGUUUACUUGGCCCCAUCAAGGCAUAUGCUUGCGAAGUUUGCCGACCUGAACAUCAAGCUGUGGGACUAUCACUUGUAAGAAUCACGACAUCAUGGGGAGUAGGCUUGGUCAUUGGCCCAGCCAUGGGGGGGUUUGGUCUACUUCUGAGUAUUGAAUUUAUGUUACAGCCUGCAGAGAAAUAUCCGAAACUUUUUCCUAAGGGAUCUCUCUUUGCGAGAUUUCCAUACUUCCUACCCUGCCUAUGUAUAUCAUUUUGUGCAGGACUUGCGUUUAUGGAAACAUUGCACACACAUAGUGGAACAAAUGAAGAACAAGAUGCGAAAGAUAGAAAUGAAAAUCUACUAGAGACGGGUACAACAGGAUCAGACUCUAAGAGAAGUCCUUUUAAGAAUUGGCCGUUAAUGUCAUCCAUCAUGGUAUAUUCUGUUUUCUCGCUUCAUGACAUGGCGUAUUCAGAGAUUUUCUCAUUGUGGGCAGUUAGUCCUAAAAAGUUCGGCGGAUUGAACUUUUCGACUAAGAAUGUUGGCUUGGUACUUUCAAUCACAGGAUGUGGUCUAAUUAUCUCCCAACAAAUUCUAUAUCCAAUGGUUGAGAGGACUUUUGGUCACAUGAAGAUUACUCGUAUUGCCUCGGUUUUGACGAUACCAUUGCUAACAAGUUAUCCCUUUAUAGCCAAGCUUUCUGGCUUGAGCCUUUCUUUAGUGUUAAAUUGCGUGUCUAUAUUGAAGAAUGCGUUUUCGAAUGCAAUUCUCACUGGAUUAUUCAUUAUUCAAAACGACGCCGUGCCUCAACAUCAAAGAGGAGCUGCAAAUGGAAUUGCAAUGACUUCAAUGUCUCUAUUCAAAGCAUUUAGUCCAGCCGGAGGUGGCGCGAUAUUUUCAUGGGCUCUCAAACGCAUGGAUGCAUCCUUUCUCCCAGGUGUUCACAUGGUUUUCUUCAUCUUGAAUGUGAUUGAAGUAAUUGGAUUAUUGUUGACGUGCAGAGCGUUCCUCCCACUUUCUAAUAGCAAGGGCUAUGAGACAUAA